Molecule: messenger RNA, 3312 nt
Organism: Nezara viridula (southern green stink bug)
Lineage: Eukaryota; Metazoa; Arthropoda; Insecta; Hemiptera; Pentatomidae
Source: the annotation of a GenBank genome assembly
CAAGGUGUUUAAAUGUCCGGCAUUGUUUGUAAAUAAAAAGUUUUUCUUUUUUCAAUUUUAUUUUAUUCGUACUAACUUAUAGCAGUUAGGAUGAUUUAUCAAAAAAAUCCUCGGAUGCCGUGUGUUCUAAAAAUCUUAAGCUCAUUGAAUCAUAUUAAGAGAGAACAAGAGGUGAGGUGGAAGGUUAUUGCUAAAAAAAUUAGGUGGGGAAAAUCUAAUAAAGAAUCUACAUUCCUCAAGAAAUCAACAUUUUUUCCUAACUCAGUGAAAUCAAAUUUCCAGAACUCUUCAUCCAAGUAUCUUCCUUUUAAAAGCUAUGGGUUUUCCACUAUAAAAUUCUUAAGCACUUUUCAGACCCCAGGUCAUUUAUCAUUCCCUCUACGAUAUUAUUCACAAAAAGCUUCGGGCCGUGGUGGUACUCCCAAUAAGUGGAUUGUAGCUUUUAUUUUGUCUGGAUCAGCUGGUGUUGCAGUUUAUAAGGCUUUUUAUCAUGACCAACAGGAGGGAUACCUUGGAUCAGAUACACCUGUUACUGUGAAUCAAAAAACUUUAAGAUUUCCUUCAUUACCUCAGGAUAUUCCAGAUGAAGUUCCAUAUCUUAUAGUUGGAGGAGGUACUGCUGCCUUUGCUGCAUUCAGGGCAAUCAAAUCAUCUGAUCCUACAGCAAAAGUACUCGUUAUUACUAAUGAAUCACACUACCCAUAUAUGCGACCACCAUUGACAAAAGAACUUAUAUUUAAUAAAUCUAAUGAAGAAGGGGAUGGCAAUUUUAGUUUCAUUCAAUGGAACGGGAAAAAACGAAGUGUUUUUUUUGAACCAGAAGAAUUCUAUCUUAACUGUGAAGAGUUAAGUACCUCAGAAUAUGGUGGUGUUGCUGUAGCUCGAGGGUGGAAAGUAAAACAAAUAGAACAUACCAAUAAAAGAGCUGUAAUAGAAGGGGGGAAAAUAAUCAAAUAUGAUAAAUGUUUGAUUGCUACUGGUUCGUAUCCAAAACAUUUAUCUGUAUUUGCAAAACAGGAUCCUGAUUUAUUGAAAAAGGUUUUGUAUUAUAGGUACCUUGAUGACUUUUUGCAAUUAGAGAAUAUUAUGGAUGACAAAACUAAGACAGUAGCUAUCAUUGGGGGUAGUUUCAGUGGUACAGAAUUAGCUGGAUCAUUAUCUAAGAGAGGUGUCAAAGUAGUACAAAUUUUCAAGGAAGAAAAUCUUUUAGCUAAAAUCUUACCAGAAUAUUUAGCUCAAUUAGUUACUGAAAAAAUUAAACAAGGGGGUGUAAAUAUAAUUAAUAAUGCUGAGGUUGUAAAAGCUGAACUUGUAAAUAAUAAAGUAAAUAUGACAACUUCAGAUAAUCAAGUGAUUACUGCUGAUCAUGUUAUUGUUGCUGCGGGUGUUGUACCUAAUACUAAAUUAGCUGAAGGAGCUGGAAUAGAAGUGGAUAAAACAUUAGGUGGCUAUGUUGCUAAUGCUGAAUUUGAAGUGAGACGUGAUUUAUAUGCAGCAGGUGACUGUGUUUCUUACUAUGACACUAAGUUUGGUAGACGCAGGAUUGAACAUCAUGAUCAUGCUGUUUUAUCUGGGAGAAUCGCUGGUGAAAAUAUGACAGGAAAAGGUAAAACAUUAAAAACUCAGCCAAUGUUUUGGUGUGAUAUUGUUUCUGAAUUAGGAUUUGAAGCUGUUGGUAUUGUUGAUUCUUCCUUGUCAACUGUGGCAGUUGGUAUUCAAGAAACUAAUGCAGAAACUGGUGAACUUCAAACAUCUGAAAUAGUAAAAAAAAGCAAUGGAUCAGAACCAGUUGAUUUUAAUCAAGGCGUUGUAUUUUAUUUAAAAAAUAAAAUUGUUGUUGGAAUGGUUCUGUGGAAUCUUUACAACAGAGUUUCCAUUGCAAGAAGGGUGUUGAAAAGUGACGUUCCAUUUGACGAUUUAUCUGAGGUUGCCAAGCAUUUCAAAUUUCAUUAGGGCUAGUUUUUAUAAGAUAUUUUCAGAACCCUGUUGUGAAUUGAAAGUAGACUACAAUUAUCAGGUGUUUCAGGUUUGUUUCAAUAAAAAAAUUAAAUUGAAUUACUUUUGACAUGAUGUGAAGACCAUAGACUUAGGCAGAGUUCAAGGUAUUCUUAUUUCCUACUCGUGUCACUUUAUUAUUCUUUAAAAAACUGGUGUAACUUUUAAAGUCAUUGCAUUUUGUUUCAAUCAUUCCUCAUGGGAUAUUUGUUAUAAAGCUUUUAUCAUCUUUAUGUUAAAAACAAAAACAAAAUCACUGCAGUUAUGCCUUACGUAUGGUAAGAACAUAUUUAUGUUUCAUGAUGUUUGGACUAGGAAUAAUACAAUAGAGAGAAAAAAAAUUAUUGUUAGUAUUUUAUAUUAAUUUGUUUUAUUAUCAAAUCACCAUUAGCUAAUGAUUAUUUUUAUUUCUCAUAAUUUGAUAAAAAUAUUUAUUUAUUUAUUUGUAUAUUCCUAAUUCGCAAUCUGUAUUUCUUUGCUAUUUAUAGAUUAAUGAACUUUAAUUGUUCAGUUACUAUUAAUAAUAUAAGGCAUUUUCUAUGCAUACCUUAUAGUAACAUUUUCUAUUUUAUUCAUUAUUGUACUAUUCUUUCUGAUGUAUUAAAUAUGACUAGAUAAUCAAGAUUGAUUUAAAAUUCUAUUAAAAUAAAUAAUAAUCUAGGCCAGUCAUGCAAGUAAACUGUUGCGCUCAUUAGAAAAUUAUGGAUCAUGUACAUACUUGAACGCUGGCUGAGAUAUCCAGAGUAAACAAGUAUAUAGCCAAAAGAAGAUAGCCUUUUCCAUCACACUGCUUUUAAGAAAAAUCUUAGCAGUUAAAAAUAUUAUUAGGAAAAUUACUGUUAGAAAAAUCACAUUAAAUUUCAAAAACUGUAUUGGAAUAUAGUUAGAUUAAAGCUGUUUUCAAUGUAUUAUCAUUCCUGAUACAAUGAUAGGAAAUAUAAUUACCUACUCAUUUGCUUUUUAUGUUAGACAAAUUUAUUAUUAUUAUAUUUUUGUCUCAGUUAAUUAAAUGAUACUAUAUGGAAAUAUAGUGAUGUUACUUAAUGCUGAAGUUACCAUAUUGAUUUUUUGAUAAAACUGUAAAGUAACAAAGAAUGGAUUAAUUUGUAAUUAGAUCAUUAAAUAAUUUUCCAUCAAAAACUGUGCAUUGUAUGCAUUGUAUUGUAGUUAUUAAUGCUAAAUGCAAGUUGUAUCAUUAUGCAAUAAAUGUAUUUCAUUUAUUUAAUUUUUUUUAUAUAUACAAUUUAAGGCUCUUAGUUAAUUUAAACAAAAAAUAAAAUUAUGUUUAAACUAUUAAUAGAUUACAUCUCAUGUACC